This is a messenger RNA of Cynara cardunculus var. scolymus (artichoke), 1126 nucleotides long. RefSeq lists its product as uncharacterized. Gene Ontology annotation, biological process: proteolysis. The record is from RefSeq and is a predicted model, not a curated record. The coding region runs from base 40 to 1014 and encodes 324 amino acids. The transcript is spliced from 8 exons. NCBI's taxonomy places the organism in Eukaryota, Viridiplantae, Streptophyta, Magnoliopsida, Asterales, Asteraceae. Gene Ontology annotation, molecular function: ATP-dependent peptidase activity; metalloendopeptidase activity; ATP binding.
AAGAGACUUGAAAGAUCAGGAUAGGGGGAGAGAGGAUCAAUGAAUUGGUCUGUUGGCGGUCCGAUUGGGGGGAAGAUUUUGUCAGGUUUCCGGCGAAGAAUCGAUGGAGCAACAGUGGUUGCUACUAGGAGAGUCAAGGAGGAUGGCGAUAGCUGUGGUGUAAGACGCCGUCGUGCUGCACUUAGAUUGGUGGAUAGGCAGCUAGAGAAAAGCAACUUCAAAUUGGCCCUUUCUUUAGUCAAACAGUUGCAGCGUCAACCACCUCCAGCUGGUCUCCGUGGUUUUGCAGGUGCCAGACAGGUUCCCCGUAGAGUCUUGUCGGUACAGGAGUUACAUCUCAGUGUGACAGAAACAUCAGCUCUUCAAUCAUUAUUUGAUUCCAUUCUUGAUUUAAUCAUGAGUAGCCUUGAAUCAUCGCCAUUGGAGGAGGGGCGUUCCGUAACUAGUGAAGGCGAUGAUUCAUACCUUGAAGAUGAUAUAAUUGAACACAAACAAGUGGUGCAGCACGAAGCAGGUCACUUUUUAGUUGGCUACUUGCUUGGUGUUUUACCAAAAAAGUACAGCCUUUUCAGCAUGGAAGAUAUGAAGCAGGACAAUAUUGUUGAUGCAAGUGUAAAGUUUAUCGGCUUUGAAUUUUUGACAAAGUUAGAAGAUGGAGUACUAUCAAAAAACUUGCAAGUAAAGCCAGGUCAUCAGGCCAAUAAGUGCAAGUUGUCUUCCACGGUCUUAAGCAAGUUGUUAUGUGUGAUUGUUGGAGGGUUAGUGGCAGAGCAUCUGGUGUUUGGAUACUCGAAAGGACAUCAUGCUGAUGUGGAAAUGUUGAAGAGAGUGCUUAAGCAAUCCACAGAAGAUGAAGCAAACACACUGAUCAGAUGGUGUGUGCUGAACACACUUGUGAUAUUACAUCAUCAUGGUGAAGCUAGAUCGAUGUUAGCGGAGGCCAUGGCACAUGGAAGAUCGAUCGGGAAUUGCAUCGACAUAAUAGAGAAUACUCUAAAAGAUCAACACAUCUGAGCAACUCAAAUCUGUAAUCAUGUGGUUGGUUUGUAACAAGAUUAUUUUAUAUGUUGAAUCAUAAGGUUGGCAUCAAAGACCAAGUUAUAUUGAGGAAAUAUUUAUUGAGCUA